Amphibalanus amphitrite is the source of this 9836-nucleotide messenger RNA. RefSeq names its product phospholipid-transporting ATPase ABCA7-like. The coding region runs from base 320 to 7453 and encodes 2377 amino acids. The transcript is spliced from 4 exons. Gene Ontology annotation, molecular function: lipid carrier activity; ATP binding; ATP hydrolysis activity. The record is from RefSeq and is a predicted model, not a curated record. Lineage: Eukaryota; Metazoa; Arthropoda; Thecostraca; Balanomorpha; Balanidae. Gene Ontology annotation, cellular component: membrane; intracellular membrane-bounded organelle. Gene Ontology annotation, biological process: transmembrane transport; lipid transport.
GUGAUUGAAUUGAUGAAUCCUUGAAUAGGCGAGGAAAGGCCUUUUGGUCGAGUUGUGUAGUUGCUGCGGGGCGAAUAUGUGUUAAGUUUGUUGAUUUCUUGAGGCUUCUGGCGUUAUUUCUGGUUGCAAGGGGGCCCUCCGCCGCCGGCGGGCCAGUGCUCGCGACGCGCGGCCACAGCCGCAGCGCACGCCUCCUCAUGUGGACUCACACAGGUGCGAUUGCCGGCGCUGGUCAUCACGUCUAAAAUCAAGACAAUGCUCCCACAACUCUAGAACGCCGUGACGCUCAUCUUCAGCCAACACAUUCGGCAUCGCCACCAUGGGUCUGGUCCUUCAGCUGAAACUGCUUUUAUGGAAAAAUUUCACUCUUCGUCGGCGCCAAAAGGUGCGCAUGGUGAUCGAACUCCUCUGGCCGAUGUUUCUAUUUCUGAUCCUGAUGUGGGUACGCAGCCGAGGUCUCAAGUUUAACAUGCACGAAUGUCACUUCGAACCGAAGCCGAUGCCAUCAGCGGGUCCAGUGCAGUUUCUUCGUGGUUUUGUUUGCACAUUCAACAACACAUGCCACGAGCGCGUGCCUCCCGAAACGUCAGCGAUCUACAAAGAGGCCUUGCUGACACGACUGCUGGAUGACGUGGGUGCUGUACUCGAGCUCCGCGUCAACCGGUCGACAGCGCGCAGCGUGCGUCACUUUGCCACCGACCUAGCCUCGCUACGGGAGCUAGGCUUGCGGCUGUGGGCCGGUCAAGCAGAGCUGCGCGGCUCCAUCAGCCUCGGCGAUGUUAUCACCAACAAGACUGCGUACCACGCCUUACUGAAGGAGUUCGGCAUCGGAAAUGGCCGCUGGGCACGCACACAGCUCCUAGCAGCGUCCGUACCUCUUACACAGCUGCCAGAAAUCGUGAAUCGCCUCGGUCUUUUGUUGGCGCUGCCAGGAGCGGACGGACUUCUUUGCGACUCCGGCUUUUUCUCCGACCUUCUGCGGUCCCCGGCUGAGGCCACCACUUCGGCGAUGGUGCGGGAGAUCUGUGCGCUGCCCGUGGCCGAUCAGCAGGCUCUGCUCGGUCGGCUGAUUGCGCUGGUCGAACGGCGUAGGGUGCUGCGUCUGCUGGGCCGCGUAGUGCGUCAGUCCGGCGGCGGCGCACUGCGGCCCGAUGACUGGCUAGCCGUGCUCAGACUCGGUCGCCAGGUGUCUGAAGAUCUGCGGGAACUGGACACGUUCUCCCGGCUCUUGGAACACGUCUCUGAACUGACGGAAGCCGUCAACCUGGACGAGCCAGAGAGCACGCUGAACGUUACCGGCGAGCCGAUGAACAUCAGCCAGCCGAUGCUGCUUGCGAUGAGGUUCCAGGGCGCUGUGUGUGGCGUGGACUACGCCCGCAUGGCCAUGCCCAGUGGCAGACAACGACGCCUGGCACCCAUCAACGCUAUCAAAGACAAGAUGGACGAGAUGCCGGAACAGGAGUUCUCAAAUGACACAUCCAUUUCGGAUGAAUGUAACGAGCUCUUCCACAGUUUGGACAGCAACUGGAUGACAAAGUUCUUCUGGCGGACAGUGAAGCCAUUUGUACGAGGUAAAAUUCUUUUCGCCCCAGAUACACCUGUGACAAAGCGUGUCAUGACGCGCGUGAAUGCUACGUUUGAGCCCGUGCGACAAACACUGAAGUUCAUGGAGGAGUGGCCGGAUCGCUCGUGGUGGUACAGACAGCGUGUGUUAUCCAUAGUGCGGCGACUGGACAGUUUUCAGGCGGUGUGGCGUCAGGCGGAGACCUGGGGCGCCUUCCAAUCCUUGCCUCUGUUACCUGUGCCCGCCAAUAACAAAACUUUGAACUCCCUGACAAAGCGCUUAUCGCUCCUGAUUGGUCCUGGAUCCGAGGAGCGCUGGUCACAGCUGUUUGACACAGCAGAUGAAGUGGCAGUGAACGCCAGCGUCUACUUGGCUUGCUUUGAGCUGAACAAGCUCGAAGGUUUGUCGGACGAGCACGCUUUGGUGAGACGAAGCAGUAACCUGACAGCGGAGAACAUGCUCUGGGCCGGCGUCGUGUUCAUGGACGUAGAGCCAGGCGCAGAAACAAUGCCCACCUACGUGCGAUAUAAAAUACGCGUCGACGGCGAUCGUGUUGAUUCAACGAAGCAUAUCAUGGACAGAAUGACACGAAUGGGGCCUAGACAGUGGCCCUACCAAGAUCUGAAGUACAUCACCUAUGGUUUUGCAUACAUGCAGGAUAUUUUAGAGCACAGUAUUAUUGAAGAAUUGACAGGCGAAGAGGUGAAAACUGGAGUGUACCUUCAUCAGAUGCCGUACCCAUGCUUCAUCGAUGAUCAAUUUGUGCUUGCAAUCUCAAGAACGUUCCCAUUGUUCAUGGUGCUAGCUUGGGUCUACACGUCAGCUAUGAUUGUCAAGUCUAUUGUGUACGAGAAGGAGCAGCGACUGAAAGAGGUGAUGCGAAUCCUUGGACUGAGUAACGGAGUGCACUGGCUGGGAUGGUUCCUGACCAGUUUCUCCUCAAUGGUUGUCAGCGACGUGCUGCUUACCAUCGUCCUCGUGUACGGAAAAGUGCUGGAAAAUUCGGACCCAUUCAUAGUCUUCCUGUUCUUACUGUGCUUCACCAUGGCCACCAUCACGUUAAGCUUUUUGCUGUCUACUCUGUUUUCCAAAGCAAACCUGGCAGCAGCGGCUGGUGGAAUUCUCUACUUCAUCUCCUAUCUGCCAUAUCCAUUCCUCAUCAUUUGGGACGAGCACCUUGAUUACCUGCAUAAGCUGUUGGGAAGCUUACUGUCUAACGUCGCGUUCGGUUUCGGAUGUUCCUACUUUGCACACUACGAAGAGCGUGGUGUCGGCAUCCAGUGGUCGACCAUCGACAAGAGUCCGAUUGUGGGAGACGAGUUCAGCCUCUUGCAGAGCAUGUUCGUGCUUCUGCUCGACAGUUUUCUGUACGGCCUGCUUACCUGGUACAUCGAAGCAGUUUUCCCAGGCCAGUUUGGCAUACCACGGCCGUGGUUCUUCCCAUUCAUGCGUUCCUACUGGUGUGGUGUGGAGCCUCAUACAAUACCCGAUAAAGAAGCCGUGCCACUGACGGACAGCAUGGGAAAUGACAAGUUUGAAGCGGAACCGACGAACCUGCCUCUCGGCGUAGCCGUUCAGCAUCUUCGCAAAGUAUACGCAAACGGGAAAGUGGCAGUUGAAGACAUGUCCCUAAACUUCUACGAAGGUCAGAUCACAUCGUUCCUUGGUCAUAACGGCGCUGGAAAAACGACCACCAUCUCGAUACUGAUUGGUCUCUUUCCACCGACAAAGGGCACUGCCAAAAUAUACAACUUCGACAUACGCACGGAGAUGGACCAGAUUCGUCAAAGUCUUGGCAUCUGUCCCCAGCACAAUACCCUAUUCGAUGAACUAACUGUCGCUGAGCACAUCUGGUUCUACGCACGCCUCAAGGGUCGUCUACCGGCUGAAGUCGACGAAGAGAGCGAUCGUAUGAUUGAAGAUCUUGGCCUACCGCACAAGCGAGACGAGCUGUCCAAAAACCUCUCAGGUGGUAUGCAGAGGAAGCUGUCCAUCGCGGUCGCCUUCGUGGGUGGCUCGCGCACGGUCAUCCUAGACGAGCCCACAUCAGGGGUGGAUCCGUACUCCCGUCGGUCAAUCUGGGAGCUACUCAUGAAGUACAAAUCGGGCCGCACCAUCAUCCUCACCACUCACUUCAUGGACGAGGCAGACAUUCUCGGUGACAGGAUCGCCAUCAUUGCACAAGGCCAACUACAGUGCUGUGGCUCGAGCCUCUUCCUCAAGAGCAACUUCGGCUCGGGCUACUACCUCACUCUGGCACGGUUCCAGGAAAGUCAGGUGACGCUCCGUAUCAGCUCGGACACUGAGGUCCCGGAUGGGCCCGGUGAACCCGCCGGCGAUCCGUCACGGAGUGUUGAAACCAUGCAGACCACAUCUGCUGAUCGUAACCGGCGUGCGAGCGGUCCUGACCAGGAACAGGUCACUCGCUUCAUUCAGGAGUAUGUUCGGCGCGCAUAUCUGUUGGAAAAUUUCGGCACAGAGCUGACAUACGUUCUUCCUAACGACCAGCGCCUUGCCGAGCGGCUGGAGCGCCUCCUUGAAGCGCUCGACGACAACUUGACUCGCCUCGGCAUCACCAGCUACGGUUUGUCAGACACCUCUCUGGAGGAGAUCUUCCUGAGGCUGGCCGACGACGGGAGCCGACUGAGUGAGCGUGUGCUCAGCCAGCAGAUCAGCAGCAUCACUGACGGCGGGAAGUACCCCACGCGCCUACGGACUGGUGAUCUCCGACGUCACUCGCUGUCACUGCUCAACACGCCGGCUGGUUCACAAGAGCAGGGCGUUGACACGCGUCGUCACUCCGGCUCUUUUGCGGCACAGACAACCGCCAACUUCUCCGACGAUGAAGCGCCCACGCCAGUUACACCUCCCAAAGUGAGCCCAGCGCCACCACGAAGCGCGGUUGCCGCCAAGCUGGCUUCGAGGGGCGCGGGUUAUGCCACCCCGCUGUGGGCUCGCCACGUGUGUGCUCUUCACGUCAAACGAUUCAAUCACUGUCGGCGCAACGUCAAGGGUCUCUUCUGCGAGAUCAUCUUGCCAGCGUUCUUCGUGUGCUUGUCGAUGCUCUUCACUCUGAUCCUGCCUCCCCUGGAAGAGGAGCCGCCUCUGGAACUCUCUCCGUGGGUUUAUGAGCCACCGUUCUAUGUCUUCUUUGCAAACGAUCACAUCGAGUCAUCUCUGGCGCGACGAUAUGAAGAUGAGCUGAUCGGCUUUCCGGGCAUCGGAACGAAAUGUGUUAGAGAGAACGCGACAUGCGGCAAUCCGCCAGCUCGUACGCAAUUCUAUGCAGCAAUAGGAAAACCGGUGCGAACUGCUGAGUGCUCAUGCGCCACUGGAAGUAUGGAGUGCCCGUCAGGUGCCACCGGGCCGGCACCGGCGCAGGCACCCGGGGCGGGAGGCGAGCUGCUAUUGAACGUCACAGAUCGCAAUGUCAGUGAUUGGCUGGUGAAGUCGCGACCCGAGUUCUACAAGACCCGCUGGGGUGGAUUCACGUUCGGGUACAACAACCCGUUCGCAACAGCAAACUUCAGCAGGUAUCGAGCAGCAGUGCGAAGGAUCGGAGAGGCAUUGCUGGGUGUUGGAAGAGAUGCACUACUCAAUGUCACCGAUGACCAGCUUAGAAACCAGACAUACUAUAUAUCACUGAAUGAUACAGAUGGGCAAACAGAUAACUUCACCUAUGUGCCGUUUGGUCUAGCAGAUGAUGCUUUCGACAAACUGGAGGACUUUGCCAAAAAUUCUGAGAUUCUGGACAACGUGAAGAUAUGGUACAACAACAAGGGCUGGGCCUCAUCCGUUGCUUAUAUGAACGCAUUCAACAACAUGUUAUUGCGGUCUCGCUUCAACUCGUCAGUGAAACGCUGGUAUGGCAUCGAGGCCAUCAACCACCCGCUGAACUUCACUCGCGGACAGCUACGUCGUGAACUCAGCAAACAGUCCGGAAUCAGCCUCCUACAUGCCAUCUGCGUCAUCUUCGCGCUGAGCUUCGUGCCAGCAUCGUUCACGUUGUUCCUGAUCGAAGAACGUCAGUGCAAGGCAAAACACUUACAGUUCGUGUCUGGCGUACGGCCAAUAGUCUACUGGGUGGCCGAGUACAUGUGGGACAUGUUCAACUACUUAAUAUCGGCAGGGCUGUGUGUCGCGAUCUUCCUGGCCUUCGGUGAAGAGGCGUACGUUUCUGAGAGAAACCUGCCAGGGCUCUUGCUGCUGCUGGUGCUGUAUGGCUGGUCAAGCAUUCCGCUCAUGUAUCCCGCCAGCUUCAUUUUCACUGUGCCUGCGUCAGCGUUCGUCACCCUGGCCUGUGCCAACCUCUUCAUCGGGAUAGUCACCACGAUUGCCACGUUUGUGCUGGAAAUACUGAACGACGAACAACUGCAAAUGAUUGCAGAGAUAUUGAAGAAGGUGUUCCUGGUGUUCCCACACUACUGUCUUGGCCGCGGUCUGAUGGACAUGGCCGCUAACCAACUGAGAGCAGACACGCUAGCAGAAUUUGGAUUUUCUGCGAAACGUGAUCUAUUUGAGUGGACGUUCUUGGGUCGGAAUUUGUUUUGCAUGUUGAUCCAGGGCGUGCUAGCCUUCCUGCUAACUAUGCUGAUCGAAUACCGUCCUGGCUGCCGACGCCGACAGCUCAUGCCCAUGGCGCCGAUUUCAACAGACGACAUGGACGUUGAUGUGCAGAGAGAGCGACAACGUGUGCUCAGCGGACGUGCCGACAAGGACAUACUGCGCGUGUUUAACCUGACCAAGGUCUACAAGAAGGGACGACUUCCAGCCGUCAACCACCUCUGUCUGGGUGUGCGACGCGGCGAGUGCUUCGGUCUCUUGGGCGUCAACGGUGCCGGCAAGACGUCCACUUUCAAAAUGCUGACUGGUGACACGACAAUCAGCUACGGUGAUGCCUUCAUCUGCGGCCGCAGCGUCAUCGACGACCCGGUGCGUGUGCGUCAGCAGAUCGGCUACUGUCCGCAGUUUGACGCGCUCGACUCGCUCCUCACGGGCCGCGAGCACAUCGAGUUUUACGCCCGACUGCGCGGAGUGCCUGCGGACUGCCUGGCACACGUGGUGGAGACCAAUAUCCGCCGGCUGGGUCUGUCGCCGCACGCUGACCGCACUGCCGGGAGUUACUCGGGCGGCAACAAGCGCAAGCUGUCGACGGCCAUUGCGCUGAUCGGCGACCCGCCGCUGGUGUUCCUGGACGAGCCGACCAGCGGCAUGGACCCGGCGGCGCGCCGCCUGCUCUGGACCUGCGUCUCGGACAUGGUGCGCCAGGGCUGCUCGGUGGUGCUCACCUCACACAGCAUGGAGGAGUGCGAGGCGCUCUGCACCCGACUGGCCAUCAUGGUCAACGGCCAGUUCAAGUGUCUGGGCAGCCUGCAGCACCUGAAGAGCCGGUUCGGUGACGGGUACACGGUGACGCUGCGCGCGCACCCGGGUCAGCUGGCGGCCGUGGAGCGCCGUCUCCAGGAGAGUCUGCCGCAGGGCGAGGUGCGCGAGAAACACCACUCGCAGGUCUCCUACCAGCUGCCGUCCGUGGACCUGCGGCUGGCCGGCGUGUUCCAGCUGCUCGAGGGACUGAGGGCCGAGCGACUCGUCGAGGACUACUCCCUCAACCAGACCACCCUCGACGAGGUGUUUGUCAGGUUCGCCGGCGAGCAGACCGAGAUGUUAGAGGACGAGGUGGCCGGCAGCCGUCUCAGCCUCAACGACCAGUCGACGCGCCGGUUCCGCGGCCCCAAGAAGGUGCGCUUCCCUGCCAAACAGGAGACGCCGGCGCCGGCCGCACCUGUGGGUAACGCCGACGGUCCCACGGCUUCCUCCGAGCUCCUGCCGCCCUCUCCACCGACUGUGGACGUCGGUCAGGUGCGGCUCACAGACAUCACAGCCGUGUAGGAGGGGCCGUGAGUGACAGCCGUAUAGCCGGAGUCGUGAGUGUAGCCCGUUUCGUAAAUGUGGCCGGCUCGCGGACAUCAGAGCUGUGUAAUCAGUGCCGUGAGUCGGGCCAGCUUACAGAGAUUACAGCCGUGUAGGAGACGCCGUGAGUUGAACAGCCGUGUAGCCGACGCGGGAGAUAAGUCCGUGCGGUGAGUUUGGCCAGCCCACAGACACCAGACAGCCGUGUAGAGGGCGCCUUGAGUCGCACAGCUGUGUAGCAGGAGUCAUGAGAUCAGCCCCCUGCCCCGAGUGAGUUGAACACCUGUGUAGCCGUCGCGGUGAGUCCGACCGACUCAAAUGGACCUCACGGCAGUGUAGCAAUGCUGUCGCCAUGAGUGGUGAGCGGCUAUCCUGGACCCGGAGAUGGAAGGCGCUACCGAUCAGCACCCAUGGCUUCCGUCUAAUGCCAAGCGGGUAUACGAUGUCAAUGGGCUUACCUGAUUAUCCAUAACAGCGUGUGCCAGGCUACAAAGCGAUGUCUGUCGGGGUUCUGCGACACCUGAGCGAGCGUCAUUUCAGCGAACGACAUUUGAGCGAAGCCUUUUCAGCGAUUAUCAAUUUAAGCGAUUGACUUUUUCAGCGAUUGUCAAGUCGGCGAAUUCAAUCACAGCGAUUAUCAACUUAAGCGAGGACCAGAAUCAGCGAAACCAGAUUGAACGAAUAUAUGGAGGUCAAUGGGGGACCAAUUGAGCGAACACAGUUACAGCGAAACCGAACGCGACGGAAGUCAAUCAUUUGCUACUUUUCGGGAAUUCUUGCCCUUGGAAAACCUGCUUGGUAUGUGUCAUGCUUCAAGCUGCGCGCGGCAAAUUAAAAAUUUUAUUUUAAGCUUGGAAACCACCAAAAUAUCUGGGCUCAUUCUGCAACUUUGAUCUGGGAAAUGUGGAACGUGAGAGAUAGGACGAUGGAAGGAAUGCCAAGGACCAAUAAUAAACUCUUGGGAUGGCACAGGGGGAUCCAGUCUAUGUUUCAGGGACCUCACCCAAAUAUCUGGAAAUUCGUACGGUGCUUGGGGCAAGAACAAAUUUUACAACAUGGGGAACUGAUCCAAAUUCAAGCGGGGGAAUUUCGCGAAAAACAGCACAAGCAAUAUGAAUCUCUGAACAAACGUUUGGUAUGCGUUUGGUCAUCAUUAUUGGCAAACAGCAGGUGGGGGGGGGGGGGUGAAAUCGAACCGCUGUAAUUUUUGAGAAAUGUGGCUUUAAAUUUGGAGCUUAAUGUCUGAACAUUGAAUGUGACAUCCGCCAUCCAGUUACGGAUCACCAUGAAAAGUUCCGGAAACAUUCGUUGUACGAACGCUCGCAAAAGAAAAAGGAAAAAACACCGUUACGGGACGAUGAAGUGUUUCGCUGAAAUGACAGUCGCUCAAACUGUAGUCGACGAAAAAGAUGUCGCUGAAACAUAGCUUUCGCUUAAAUUGAUAAUCGCUAUAUUUGAUAAUCGCUCAAUUUGAUAUUCGCUAAGUUGCCAGUCGCUGAAAAUGGUUCGCUCAAAUGACGUUCGCUCAAAUGACACUCGCUAAAGUCGCUCGCACCGGUCUGUCGGUCAUUGUCUACCUUGUCUAGCGAUAUCAGUUGACAAGGUCCCUUUUCAGGUAUUUAGGUGUCUAGUUGGCUUAGGCAUGUCCCUGUCGUCUGAAUCUUGGCUGUCAUACAGCGCGCAUUUGGAACGUCUGUAGGUAGUUAGAUAGGGGGGAUAUCCUCUCAAAUUAGUGGCGAACGUCCAGCAUCCAUGUAUGACCAUCAGGCCCUGUGGACCAGACUGCACUAAGAACAAUCGCUCCUGCCAAGCCAUGCAUAUGGCGUGUAGCACUGCAAGGGAUGACUGACCAGAGUGCGAGGCGAGGGGUACCAGCAACUAACUGGCUGUUAUGACAGUUUGACCGGCAGUCAGUGACGUUUGGCCGUCCGCUACCGCCCUUCUCCCAGCACCAUAUCGAUGGUGCCAGUAUUUUAUUUUCACUGAAUGUUGUCUAGUGGUGAUAUGGAGUUUAAACACGAAGAAAACGUAGAGUAUUGAAGAAGACUAAACUGUAAGAUAACGAAUGUGAGGUGUUGUGCGCAACAUUGUCUAUAUUCAGCAUCGUCUAUGUUAUGUCCGCCAGGCGUCGCUUAUGCCACAGGUUUAGGGUCGGUAGAUGGCGGUAGGGUGAGGAGCAGCACUAAAUGCAUACGCUGCGUUAUCUGUGGUAUUUUAUUCAGUUCAGUAUGUUAGCCGUUAUGUUCAGUUUAUUUUUGUUGUAUCCUCUACGCUACGUACAUGGUGUCUGGAUAGAAAGUCACGAAGAUCUGUUGUGAGCGCAAUGUUAAAUGCCAAAGAUCAAAAUAUAGAUCUGACUCAG